Messenger RNA from Drosophila simulans, 690 nucleotides. RefSeq lists its product as uncharacterized. The coding region runs from base 82 to 588 and encodes 168 amino acids. The record is from RefSeq and is a predicted model, not a curated record. The transcript has 2 exons. NCBI's taxonomy places the organism in Eukaryota, Metazoa, Arthropoda, Insecta, Diptera, Drosophilidae.
GCAAGCCGUUGUGCUUUUGGCAAUUAGUCUCGACGAAACCCAACGACUGAGAACCAAGUGAACUCAGAUAAAAUAAAAGAAAUGAAAUUCGCAAUUGUUCUACUGGCGGCCAGCAUUGCCUGCAUCAGCGCACAGGGCCCUGGAGCUCCUGCUGCAAAUCCCCUUGCCGGAAAUCCCUUUGCCGCCGCCAAUCCGUAUGCGGCUGCCUUUAAUCCCUUCCUAAAUGGAAUUUUCGGAGGAGCUGGCACUGGAGCUGCCGCCGGAGUAGCCGCUCCCGUGGCACCAUCUGCUCCCUUUGGAGGCGCCUCGAUUUCCUCCUUCUUCCAGUCGAUAGUCCUGCAACGCGAAGCCGAGCGCCUGCUUUCCCAGCCUGACUUCCCCGCCGACCUGGCGGAGCGCGUCCUGGAUGUGGUGGCCACCUCGGAGGAGUCGAUCAGUGGCUGCAACAACGCCACUUUGCCCUGGCUGCAGAUCCGCUGUGUCAAGCCUCUGCUGACCACGGCCAAGAACCAGCUGAAGGUCAUCGACGAUGAGUGGCAGGCACGUUUGGCCGCCACCGCUAGUCCUGCUGGAGCAGCUGCUGCCUAGGAUCCUCUCGCUGUCCUCCCGCUGCCUUAGUGUCCAAUACUUCCUAGCUUAGCAAUCGACCAACAUAGAUGCAAUAAAAUUUAAAUAAGCUUAAUGCCGGAA